GUACAAUGUGAAUAGGUAAAGUUGGUGAGGGGUUUUCUGCAACUGAAGUGUCUGCCCGCACUGCUCCGCUUUUCAGUUCAUUCGUCUCCGGUGCUUUCGGAGGCAUUGGUCACGAUUGCUCCUUUUGAAAACGUCGACAAUUUGUAAUUGAAAUAUAAACUUUGUGAAAUAUAAACGGUGUGACUACAUGUCACUUGCUUGUUAUACGUUGACGGCACAAAUCUUGAUUUGUUUGAAGAGAAACACUUCAGCCGUUCGAAGACGCACCGACAGUGGUGGGGAAUCAGAAUGUAGCCAGCUGUUUAGCCAGUAGCAUGCUUUCCCAACUUGAGCCAGAUGUGGAGCAAGGCUUUGAAGCUGGAAAAUAAAAAUAACCAACGUGCGAGUAUUUUGGGACAGAGUUUCUAUCCACCCAGCAGGCAAUCCCGCGUUUUUUAAAAAAACAUUUAAAUAGCUAGUUGUUCGAAUAUAGCAAUUGAUUGAAUCAACUUGAUGGUAAGAAGACAUUUGGUUGUAAGUGGGACUUUGUUGAAAACCAAAAUAUGACAUUAAAUCGGAGUUCCUCAAUCAUAUUUGUUAAAGCCAAGUUGACUUUUGGACAAGGUAUCUGGGCAUUGAAGUUCCCCAAUUGACUGACAUCCAGAACUGAAAUAGACAGCGGGCACUUGGCCCCCAGACAACAGCUCCUUUCAUCCCUCUCUGACUCCCCACAGCCUGCCCUCCAGUUGGGCACCAGCCCGUCAGUCCUGCCCUUGUUCCAUAGGGGAAUGCUGUAGCCCAGCUGGGCCACACCCCGCUUAAUUAUGACGGCAGUGUGUGAGAAGUGAGGAGGAGGGAGGUUCCUCUCUCUCUCUCUGUCGCCCAGACUCCCAUCACAAUGAGCUGGAGCUUCCUGACACGCCUGCUGGAGGAAAUCCACAACCACUCUACCUUCGUGGGCAAGAUCUGGCUUACCGUGCUCAUCGUCUUUCGCAUCGUCCUUACCGCCGUGGGCGGCGAGUCCAUCUACUACGAUGAACAGAGCAAGUUCGUGUGCAACUCAGGCCAGCCGGGCUGCGAGAACGUCUGCUAUGAUGCAUUCGCACCGCUCUCACACGUCCGCUUCUGGGUCUUUCAGAUCAUACUGGUGGCCACGCCGUCGCUCAUGUACCUGGGCUACGCCGUCAACAAGAUUGCCAGGCGUGAGGAGAGAGCUGAGGGUGGAGGAGGAGGACUGUCCCAGCGCAAGCCUAGGAAGCUCUACCUCGGGGCCAGAAGGCAACACCGGGGCAUGGAGGAGGCCGAGGAUGACCAGGAGGAGGACCCCAUGAUCUAUGAGGUUCCCGAGGUUGAGAGCGAGACGGGGGCAGGCGACGGGGGAGGAGGCAAGGGUGGCGGAGGAGCUGGAGGCGGCGGCUGCCAGGGUAAAGGCAAGGUGCGCCAUGACGGACGCCAGCGCAUCAAGGAGGACGGGCUGAUGCGUAUCUACGUGCUGCAGCUGCUGGCGCGUUCCAUGCUAGAGGUGGCCUUUCUGGGGGGGCAGUACGCCCUCUACGGCCUGGCGGUGCCCUCCAUCUACGUGUGCUCGGGCCGGCCGUGCCCGCACAGUGUGGACUGCUUUGUGUCACGCCCCACCGAGAAGACCAUCUUCCUGCUCAUCAUGUAUGCCGUGUCGCUGCUCUGCUUGGCGCUCAACGUGUGGGAGAUGCUCCACCUAGGCGUUGGCACCAUCUGUGACAUCCUGCGCUCCCGUCGGAGACCGCUCUCCGAGGAGGACCUGUAUGGCCUUGGGGGUGGCGGCGGUCCCGGGGGGCCGCCCACGUUCCGCGACGGAGGAGUAGUGGGGGGCGAUGGUUACAGCAGCUACCCCUACUCCUGGAAUGCCCCGUCAGCGCCGCCGGGCUACAACAUCGCCGUCAAGCCCCCAACACUGAUGGUGCCGACUGUGGCGCCCGAUGGGCAGCUGCCCUUCACCGACCUCAGCAACGCCAAGAUGGCGUGCCGACAGAACCGCGCCAACAUCGCCCAGGAGGAGAGGCGGCAGUACGCCAGCAAUGAGGAUAACUUCCCAUCGUCGGGUGGCGUGAGGGACGCUCGUGGCGCCCUCCAAAGGGAGAUUCGGCAGGCGCAGGACCGGUUGGAGUCGGCCAUCCAGGCCUACAGCCAUGAACAGGGCCACAACAACCCCAGCAAGCCCCACCGUGAUCGCAAGCACCGGCAAGCCUCCAAGCACACCUCCAGCAAAGCCGAAAGGGGAAACAGCAGCAAUAGCAGCAGCAAGUCGGGUGACGGCAAGGGCUCCGAGUGGAUUUGACAUCUACAAUAGAUAAUUCUAAGCGGACUUAGUAUAUGCAGCGUUAUCUUCUAUAACAAAUUAUGAUAUAGGAGUUAUUGCUCCGUUACUGAGUAUAUAGCUCCUACAGACACAACUGACGCUAGUGCCCCCUGGAGACAGGCUGAAAUUAGUUUGUAACUUGAAGUUUGUAACAUCACUAAAUGCAAAUGAGGUAAUCAAUGUCAGCUGUAUCUGAUGUUACAACUGUCAGCUGUACGUUGUUAUGUUUUAUAAGUAAUUCUACGUUCAAAAGAAGGAGCAAUAUGCGAAAAGACACAGUAAUUGAGAGUCCAUUUAUUUUCUUUUUAAAUGUGUAUCGGUAUAAAUAUGCCAUAUGUCGGUGCUAUGACUUUAUCUUUGCUUCCACAAAGAAAUGGGAGACUUCUAAGCUGCAUUCUUAGAAGAACAAUCUGAAGUGCCUUCUUAUUACUCCAAGAAUAAUAUUGUGCGAGUAAAAAGUGUGCUUUCUUUGCCAAACUGCUCACAAGACGGACGCUUGUAUGUGAAAUGUUUCCAUAGUAAAGAGAUGUUUGUGGGUCACGACUGGUACCAAGAAGAGUCAGAGGUUUUCUCUGUCUUUCUAUCCACCUGUCUCUUUAAUGGCUCUUGAGCUUCAUCUGGUGGUCAAAACCGUGAACAGUGCAGACAUGUUCUUAGCCUACAGUGUAGGCCUGCCCACACCAUAUAUUUUACUAUGCGUUACUGCUUAAGAUAUGCUGUUUGAAAUGUUUUUUUUUAUUUGGUUUUCAGUGUUGAGUGUUCCAGGACAAGACAUUGAGAGAACCCUUUAACCGUUGAAAGACCAGUCAGUAUUUUACGAGGAACUAUUUAAUUGUUGCUCCAUUGUAUGUGUGAGGAAUACUAUUGCCAUACUAUAGAGAGCAUACAGAGAAGGGAGAACAUUUGACAACAAUUGUUUAUAUUUUCAUAAUGUGUACAAAAUUGUUGUUCUGUUUUUAUUGUGUUUGGUGAGAGACAAUUAAGCAGCACUUUGAUUGGUUCAGUUACUGUAUGUUUUUAUAUUAAUGUUCUUUCAUUUCCUCCGUUGAUGACAAUGUUCCACAGAAGAAGAAAUACAAUCUAUGUUCAGUGUUGCUGAAGUUGUAUGGAAGGGCUGCUUCAAUGUAUUGAUUCAAGGGACAUUACACACUCCAAAAUCAAAAGUUUGUCAGAUGAUAAAAUUGUUAAUUUGAUGUCCUCGUCCCAGGCCCAUCUGUUUUUGUUGAUGUACAGUAGCUAUUUGCCACAAUCCCAAAAAAACAUUUCCAGAUUUGCGGUGCUUAUCUUUUCCAUUUAUUUUGGGCAUGGAAUGUUUACUCAUCUUGACAUUAGGCUGCUUUUGUAGUUUGAAAACAUCUCUAUUUGUUUUAUUAUUUUGUAGUGGAAUGUCCCUUUAAUAUGUUUUUACAUUGACGUCUGGUCAUGGUGUGUCAUCUAGUCAGCCUAGUUUCCCUACUAUCGAUGGUUUGUGUUCGCCUGAUGUUCUGGUACAUCUCCAACCAGAGACAGUUGGUAUUUUGGGGGUGAAUGGGGUGUGAGAAACAACUAUCAUUUGUAGUGACAUCCAUUUUGAGUGUGUGUGUCAAAACAUACCACUUACAUGUGGGUGGGAAAUAAGAGAAGGACACCUGUCUUGGCUACUUAAAAAAAAAAAAAUGCUAUAUGUAUAUUUUAUUUGCCUUUUUUCCUCAUUCAAAUGUUAAAGUGGAAAGCUGAGAGCCCUUGCACUGUGCCAAUAUUUCCAUUUUGGGAAAUAUUUUGUGCAAAAAAAGAAAAGUGCAUGUUCUGAAUCAUUUUUAUAAAGGGAGUAUGAAUAAACACAAAGUUUCAAAUGUUUAA
This is a messenger RNA of Oncorhynchus keta (chum salmon), 4153 nucleotides long. Its product is annotated as gap junction gamma-1 protein-like. Gene Ontology annotation, biological process: cell communication. Gene Ontology annotation, cellular component: connexin complex. Lineage: Eukaryota; Metazoa; Chordata; Actinopteri; Salmoniformes; Salmonidae. The transcript has 4 exons. The record is from RefSeq and is a predicted model, not a curated record. Bases 878 to 2293 code for a protein of 471 amino acids.